This is a messenger RNA of Rosa chinensis, 3383 nucleotides long. RefSeq lists its product as uncharacterized. Bases 458 to 3148 code for a protein of 896 amino acids. The transcript has 4 exons. The record is from RefSeq and is a predicted model, not a curated record. NCBI's taxonomy places the organism in Eukaryota, Viridiplantae, Streptophyta, Magnoliopsida, Rosales, Rosaceae.
UCUUUUUCUUCUCCCAUCUCUCUUAUCUUUUUCCCUCAUCAGAAUCUCUUCUUCGCUGUUAACGCAUAACAAACGAGCUUUCACGGCCGUCGUGGACCGACCCGAAAAUCCGAAUCCGAAGUGGCGGCUCCGGUUAACGCCUUGGACUUUGUGCCUCUCAUUCUCUGAUUAUCGUCGCGGCAUGGACUUCGAAUCUAAAUCUUUCUCGGUGCAUCCGCCGGUUAUUGAUGGAUGAUUGUCUUUUUCUUCGGUGCUGUUAAGGGAUACGGGAUUUUAGUGGUGCUAGUGUUGUUGGAGCAUUGAGGGAACUAACUGCUUUGGAUUUGUGCGGCGAAUUAGGGUUAGGGUUUCUGGUUGGGAGCAUUGCUUGGGAGGAUUGAAGAGUUGAUCUCUAGGGUUUUGGUUGGUGAAUUGGGGAGGGGAGGGGGGGGGGAAGAUUGGCGACGGGUAGAGGAUAAUGUGUAUACUUUGUGUGAUUCAGAAGUGGUCUCGCCGGGUAGCUACGAUGCUUCCUUGGUUAGUUAUUCCAUUAAUAGGACUAUGGGCUCUCUCUCAGCUUCUACCGCCGGCUUUUCGAUUCGAGAUUACUUCGCCCAGGCUCGCCUGUGUUUUUGUGCUCUUGGUUACUCUCUUUUGGUACGAGAUUUUGAUGCCCCAGCUCUCGGCGUGGAGGGUGCGGCGCAAUGCCAGGCUUAGGGAGAGGAAGAGGUUUGAGGCGAUAGAGUUGCAGAAGCUGAGGAAAACAGCAACGAGGCGGUGCAGGAAUUGCUUGACUCCGUAUAGGGAUCAGAAUCCUGGCGGUGGUCGGUUUAUGUGUUCGUAUUGUGGACAUAUUUCUAAGAGACCGGUUUUGGACUUACCUGUGCUCCCUGGGAUCGGAAUUUCGAAUUCGGGGAUUAUCAGGGAUUUGGUUGGAAAGGGCGGAAAGAUAUUGAAUGGGAAGGUGUGGUCUGAGAAUGGAUGGAUGUGUGGUCAAGAUUGGUUGGAGAAUGGCAAUUGGGUCAGUGGUUCUAUAGGUGGGAAAUCUAGUUACUGGAAGAAGGAUGGGAGUAGUGUUUUUGGAGGGGAUGAGAAUUGUUUGGCAGAGAAGUCUUAUUCAGGUGUCGUUAUUUUUGCCUGCAAGCUACUGACCUCAUUUUUCUUGAGUGUUAGAUGGCUUGGGAGAAAGAUUUUUAGGAUUAGUACAUCAGGAGAUGAUGCUGCAUCUGAUGCGGAGCAUAAAGCAAUGUUGGCCAAGAGGGGUGAGAAUGGGGUCAACUUUCAAGAGAGUAGAGGAGAAAAGGCACGCAGAAAAGCUGAAGAAAAGAGACAAGCUAGGAUAGAGAAGGAGCUCUUAGAGGAGGAAGAGAGAAAGCAAAGGGAGGAAGUUGCAAGGUUGGUGGAGGAACGCAGGAGACUUAGGGAUGAGAAAAAGGAAGCUGAAAGAGGAGAUCGUGGGAAAACAUCGCCACCUUUGAGGGAGAAAGAUAGUAAGAAGGAAGCAGAAAAGAAACGUCAGGAUAGAAGGAAAGAUAAAGACAAGGGUUCUAGCAAGAGCAAUUCUGAUGCAGAAGAGUUGGAAAAGAGAGCAGGUAAGGAGAGUGACCGGAAACGGGACUUUGACAAGAAGAAUGACAAUGAACGUCGGGAACUUCAGAAAUCUGGGACAGAUUUUCUCAAGGGUCAAAGCAUGGAGGUGGGGUAUGGUGCAAAGAAUCUAUCUGCAAACAAUUCAGUGAGGGGAAAUGCUGGAUCUAGGUACCUGGACCGCAUGAGGGGUACAAUUUUUUCUUCUUCAAAAGCAUUCAGCGGAGGUAGUUUCUUUGGAAAGGGUGCUAAUACUACAGUGACAAAAGAAACCAAAUCUAGCAUUUCCGUGGAUCACGUCCAUAGUCCUGCCCACAAGAGAGACUUAUUUCCACCUGAACGCGUAGCUGCUAGACCUUUUAUGAAUGGAGAUGAUAAGAGUAUCAGCCGCCCUAUUCAGUCUGAAUCACAGCCAGGGACAGCACCAAAAAAAUCAUGGCAGCAAUUAUUUACUCGUUCAUCAUCCGUUCCCGCAUCCUCGAGUGUAAAUGUAAUUAGUAGACCAAAUGCAAAGUCCCAAACAGAAGUACAAACUCCUGUGAUAUCUGGUCAACCAUCAUCAAUACAAUCUUUUGACAAUCCAAUUAAUUUUGGUCUGCCAUCACCAUUCACUAUAUCUCCCUUUCCUAAUGGAGUCACUAGCAGCAGUUUAGGCUUUUCUCCUGCAGUUGAACCCAUGUUCCAUCGCAUUGGAGAAGGGCAUCAUGAACCGAUACAUGAAGAGCCAGAGCUUUUUGAAGACCCAUGUUAUGUUCCCGAUCCAGUAUCUUUGCUUGGGCCUGUCUCCGAGUCGCUUGAUAAUUUUCAGUUAGACAUGGGGGCUGGCUUUGUGACGGAUGUGGGAUUGGAGAGGCCUCGCACAUUAAAGAAUGUAUCUGCUUCUUCUGAUCUCAACAAGCCAUCUCCAAUUGAGUCACCUUUGUCACGAGAAAAAUAUAAUUGUAAUCGUGUUCCAAGUACACCAAAGGCCCAGGAUAUGCAUUCUCCACCCCUAGAUGAUGCAAAUGCAAAUGAUAAGGGUACGUGGCAAAUGUGGAAUAGUUGUCCUCUUGGUCAGGAAGGUCUAGGUUUAUCAGGUGGCCCAGCCAGCUGGCUUUUACCUUCUGAACUGAACAGAUCCAACAAGGAUGAUCUUGUGCACCCUUCAUCUCAUAUGUCACUGUUUUCAACAGAAGAGCAGGUUGUUUCUGGCCCCCAUUCUCCUCGGCAUCAGAGCAUAUUCCUUGGUAAUGGGCAUAAUGGUGGGACAUUUAGCCCUGUGACUGGUUCAAGUGAUCAUGAUCCUUGGUUACAGAAAGCAUUUUUUCCACCAUUGUCAACCGCUGAAACCCAUUAUCCUGUCAAACCUUCAGAGGAAGCUACUAAAAAUGAAAGAUUUUUUGCGAGUCCCAGCAGAUCUACAACCAAUCAUGCGUUUGAGCUGUCUCCAGGAAAUGGCUGGUCCAACAGGAAGGAAUCGAUUGAAUGCGGUGUGCAGGGUACAGCAGGGGAAGGUGUUGGAAAGCAAUCAGUUCUGAGGCCUCAUGUCAGGGGUCCUUAUCCGCCAACCCCAGAUGUACAGUCACUUUGGUCUUAUGUUUGAAAACAGAAUGAGAAAGAGGAUGAGGGACUUAAAAAAACACACCUCCUGUACUCUAAUGGAGGCAAAUAGCCUCUUUUGGAGGAGAGUUUAGAAUACUGAAUGCAUUGUAUCUUCCUGCUCUUCUUUAUAAGGGAGAUUGAUGUUUACUUACAUUAGCUUGGAUAGGAAUACACGUGACAUGCAUGCUUUUAUGCUCUUAGAUAACUGCUAGGUGUGUCACUGCCCUGAUUCAUUA